Malassezia japonica is the source of this 516-nucleotide messenger RNA. RefSeq names its product E2 ubiquitin-conjugating enzyme (gene ubc7). The transcript is spliced from 5 exons. The record is from RefSeq and is a predicted model, not a curated record. NCBI's taxonomy places the organism in Eukaryota, Fungi, Basidiomycota, Malasseziomycetes, Malasseziales, Malasseziaceae. The coding region runs from base 1 to 516 and encodes 171 amino acids. Gene Ontology annotation, cellular component: cytosol; endoplasmic reticulum.
AUGGCGGGUGCGCGCAAUGCGUCGGCGGCCGUGCGCCGUCUGACGAUCGAGUACAAGCAGUUAACCAACGACCCGAACACGCUCUUCCCAGCAGUCGGUCCGAUUUCCGAAGAUAACUACCUGGAGUGGGAGGCGCUCCUCCCCGGCCCCGACGACACGCCGUUCGAAGGGGGGGUGUUUAGCGCACGCCUGACCUUUCCGCCGACCUAUCCGCUAGAGCCGCCUACGAUGCGCUUUGAGCCGCCCAUCUUUCAUCCCAACGUGUACCCCGACGGCCUCGUCUGCAUCUCGAUCCUGCACGCCGCCGGCGACGAUCCCAACAUGUAUGAGUCCUCUGCAGAGAGGUGGUCGCCGGUGCAGUCCAUCGAAAAGAUCCUGCUCUCGGUGCUGAGCAUGCUCGCCGAGCCGAAUGUCGAGAGCGGUGCCAACAUUGACGCAUGCAAACUCUUCCGCGACAACCACGCGGCGUACGAAAAGGUGAUCCGCGACCAGGUCCAGCAGCAGCUGGGGUUGUAG